Molecule: messenger RNA, 885 nt
Organism: Triticum dicoccoides
Lineage: Eukaryota; Viridiplantae; Streptophyta; Magnoliopsida; Poales; Poaceae
Product: protein SRC2-like
Exons: 2
Coding region: 1-885 (294 amino acids)
Biological process (GO): defense response
Source: RefSeq, a predicted model, not a curated record
AUGGCGCACAGGGUCCUGGAGCUGACGCUCGUCUCGGCGAGCAACCUGCCAAGCGUGAACCUGUUCAGCGGCAUGCAGGUGUACGCCGUCGCGUCCGUGUACGGCGACCCUCGCACGCGCCAGCGGACCCUCACCGACCGCGACGGCGAGACGGAGCCAGCGUGGAACCACACGGUCUGGUUCGCCGUUUCGCCCACGGCCGCCGCGGCUGGGUGCGCCUACCUCCACGUGCUCCUCCGCACCGAGCGCUACUUCGCCGGUUCGUUCGGCUUCGGCGACCGCGAUGUCGGCGAGGUGUUCAUCCCCGUCGCUGACCUGCUCGCGGGCGCCUGCGCCGCCGGAGGAGGCACCCCGUGGCGGUGCGCGUCGUACCCGGUCCGGAAGGCGCAGAGCAGCAGGCACCGCGGCGCGCUCAGCAUUGCGUACCGCCUCGGCCCCAUGGUGGCGCCGCCGCUGCUCCCCUCGGAACCCGACUGUCAGGCGGUCAUGCCGCCGUGCCGUCCGCCGCGGAGGAAUUUCAACUGGAACGGUCGCUUUGAGCUGGGGCUCGGCUCGGGGCUGCUCGGUGCAGGCUUCGCGGGCACGGCGGCAUAUAGAUCCGGGUGUACGCCGUCGCGUCCGUCUACGGUGACCCUCACCGACCGCGACGGCGAGACGGAGCCGGCGUGGAACCACACGGUCUGGUUCGCCGUCUCGCCCACGGCCGCCGCCGCGGGGCGCGCCUACCUCCACGUGCUCCUCCGCACCGAGCGCUACUUCGCCGGUUCGUUCGGCUUCGGCGACCGCAAUGUCGGCGAGGUGUUUGUCCCCGUCGCCGACCUGCGCCGCCCGAGGAGGCACCCUGUGGCGUUGCGCGUCGUACCCGGUCCGGAAGGCGCUCAGUAG